AUGGGAAUAAACACAGUGCCUUCUGGGAGUGUUAUACAUCGCUAUAUAACUCGGGUCAACGUCAACAAGAGGCUGUGUAACACCAACGGCUGCGGGAAAGAGACACAGAACAAACUGUUGGUACAGAUCAGUGAAGCCGAGCAAGUGUCUGACUUUGAAAGGAUUCUUAAUUCUAAUGCAAUAUUGUGUGAGCGAGUGCGCGGGCACGUGUGGCAUGGAAGUGUUGCCGAACAAAAACGAUCAGCAUCUGUGUUGCCGAGGCCUCGUUCUGCCUACUCCCUCUACGCCGUAAGUCAAGCCUACCAUUACCUGUUCCGUCAGCACGAAGAGUCUCUUGAACCGCUGAUUGAACAAUAUCGCAAGGCCAACGCCGAGGAAAAACAAACCCAACCUAGUAUAUUGGAAAAUAAUUGGUACGAGAACCUUCGAAACUUAUCCGAAUUUUAUGAAGACGACCAAGUAUUAAAAAAAGAACUUAAUGACAUAACAGACCGUGUAGUCUCUGAACAAAUUAAAUCUCAAGAGGAAUCACAACGGACUAAUAGAAAUAACAAGAACUUUAACGUGAAUUUAGCUGGUCUGAUUGGUUUACAUCUCACCGGGGAGUGCAUAUCUGCGAACCGUGAGCCAUCACCUGACCUAGACAAGGCCAACAUAGAACAAGAGGAGGAAUGGCUGAAAUCGAUUAUGAGCGUAAACUCCGAUGACCGCCACCCUCAGAGCGAUAACAAAGUGGAUUGUUUAGCACAAAAUUUGGAGUCUGUUAAAAUUGAUAGUGAGGCUAAAGUUCCCACAAUAACGUUUAGCAAUUGUUGCGACGGGUACGCGAGAAGUGACCUACCGAACAAUAACGACGAACAUCUGGCUGUGCCCACCAUUGAAAGCAUUGAUGAGGCACGCCCGCCGAUUAUGUGA
Arctia plantaginis is the source of this 915-nucleotide messenger RNA. The record is from the annotation of a GenBank genome assembly. Lineage: Eukaryota; Metazoa; Arthropoda; Insecta; Lepidoptera; Erebidae.